Messenger RNA from Eublepharis macularius, 3223 nucleotides. It is a transcript of the gene CPSF3, whose product is annotated as cleavage and polyadenylation specific factor 3. Lineage: Eukaryota; Metazoa; Chordata; Lepidosauria; Squamata; Eublepharidae. Gene Ontology annotation, cellular component: mRNA cleavage and polyadenylation specificity factor complex. Bases 79 to 2157 code for a protein of 692 amino acids. The transcript is spliced from 18 exons. The record is from RefSeq and is a predicted model, not a curated record. Gene Ontology annotation, biological process: mRNA 3'-end processing by stem-loop binding and cleavage. Gene Ontology annotation, molecular function: 5'-3' exonuclease activity; RNA binding; RNA endonuclease activity.
UGAUGGGAAAGGCGGCAGGAGAAGAGACGCUUUAGAGAAAGGCGGAGACGGGCCGGCGGGUCUCCUUCUUCCCGAGCGAUGUCGGUGAAAAGGAAAGCCGACGCGCUGAUCCCUGCCGAAGAGAGCGACCAGCUGCUGAUUCGGCCCCUAGGUGCUGGGCAGGAAGUAGGAAGAUCAUGCAUUAUCCUAGAGUUUAAAGGAAGAAAGAUUAUGCUUGAUUGUGGAAUUCACCCUGGUCUAGAAGGAAUGGAUGCUCUUCCUUAUAUUGAUCUGAUAGACCCAGCUGAGAUUGAUCUCCUUCUGAUUAGUCAUUUCCAUUUGGAUCAUUGUGGAGCAUUACCAUGGUUUCUACAAAAGACAAGUUUUAAAGGAAGAACUUUUAUGACCCAUGCCACAAAAGCAAUAUAUAGGUGGCUUCUUUCAGACUACGUCAAAGUUAGCAAUAUAUCUGCAGAUGACAUGUUGUAUACAGAGACAGAUCUGGAAGAAAGCAUGGACAAAAUUGAAACUAUCAACUUCCACGAAGUAAAAGAAGUGGCAGGAAUCAAGUUUUGGUGUUACCAUGCGGGUCAUGUUCUUGGAGCAGCCAUGUUUAUGAUUGAAAUAGCUGGCGUGAAGCUUUUAUACACUGGAGAUUUCUCGAGACAAGAAGACAGACACUUGAUGGCAGCUGAGAUUCCCAAUAUUAAACCUGAUAUUCUUAUCAUUGAGUCUACCUAUGGCACACACAUCCAUGAGAAACGUGAAGAGCGAGAGGCAAGAUUCUGCAACACUGUACAUGAUAUUGUAAACAGAGGAGGUAGAGGCCUCAUCCCUGUGUUUGCUCUAGGAAGAGCACAAGAACUGCUUUUGAUUUUAGAUGAAUACUGGCAGAAUCAUCCUGAGCUACACGACAUCCCUAUCUACUAUGCUUCUUCUCUGGCAAAGAAGUGCAUGGCAGUGUACCAGACCUAUGUCAAUGCCAUGAAUGAUAAAAUCCGCAAGCAGAUCAACAUCAACAACCCCUUUGUGUUCAAACACAUUAGUAAUCUGAAGAGUAUGGAUCAUUUUGAUGACAUCGGCCCCAGUGUUGUGAUGGCUUCCCCUGGUAUGAUGCAGAGUGGUUUAUCCCGAGAGCUUUUUGAGAGCUGGUGUACGGAUAAAAGGAAUGGAGUAAUCAUAGCAGGAUAUUGUGUGGAAGGAACACUUGCCAAGCAUAUCAUGUCUGAACCUGAAGAAAUUACAACCAUGUCGGGACAGAAACUUCAACUAAAGAUGUCAGUAGAUUACAUUUCUUUCUCUGCUCAUACAGAUUACCAACAAACCAGUGAAUUUAUUCGAGCACUGAAACCCCCCCAUGUGAUAUUGGUGCAUGGCGAACAGAAUGAAAUGGCCAGGUUGAAAGCUGCACUAAUUCGAGAAUAUGAGGAUAAUGAUGAAGUUCACAUUGAGGUCCACAAUCCCAGGAACACUGAGGCUGUGACUCUAAACUUCAGAGGAGAAAAGCUUGCCAAGGUAAUGGGUUCUUUAGCAGACAAGAAACCAGAACAGGGGCAAAGAGUUUCAGGAAUACUGGUGAAGCGGAACUUCAACUAUCACAUACUUAGUCCAUGCGACCUGUCCAAUUACACUGAUCUGGCCAUGAGCACUGUGACACAGACCCAAGCGGUUCCAUAUACAGGCUCUUUUACUCUGCUUUACUACCAACUGCAAAAACUAACUAGUGAUGUGAAAGAAAUAGAAGUCCAAGAUAAGCCAGCUUACAAAGUUUUUAAAGCCAUUACUGUGAUCCAGGAACCAGGCAUGGUGGUCCUUGAGUGGGUAGCAAACCCUGCUAAUGAUAUGUACGCAGACACUGUAACAACAGUGAUACUGGAAGUUCAGUCGAAUCCCAAAAUACAUAAAUCUAUGGUACAUAAACUUCCUAAAAAAAUAGACAUGGAUGUAUAUCACAAAAAGAUGGAGAUAAUGCUACAGGACAUUUUUGGAGAAGACUGUGUAAGUGCAAAGGAAGAUAACAUUAUAAGUGUUACAGUAGAUGGAAAAUCAGCAAAUCUUUCAUUGGAUACACGGACUGUUGACCAUGAACCAGGAUGUGAAGAUGAUGAUGAAACUCUUCGAGAAAUGGUGGAGUUGGCUGCACAGCGACUGUACGAUGCUCUAACCCCUGUACACUAAACUGUGACCGUUGUAUAUAGCAAAGUCAUUAGAACAAUUUCUUCUGAUCAAUUCUUCUGUUCUGGAGUUUUUGAAUAAAAAAUGUGGGUUUUUUAGUGAAAUACAUACUCUUACUUAAUACAAAUUCCUUGUAUCUGAUGAAGAAAGCUUUUCUCUCCAAAACGUUAUACCCUGGAAACUCUUGUCAGUCUUUAAGUGCUACUGGACUUGAACUUGCUUAUAUACUGCAUACCAACAUGGUAACUUUGUGCAGUUACCUGGCCUAGAAUACAAGGUACCUUUGGGGGCACUUUAACGUAUACAGUUGAGCUUUGAAAGUUUCCAGCUGCAUGCCCCAUGCCAUCUGAGAAGCUGUUUCUGAAAAUGAAAAAAUCUUUAGGAAUAAUUUUGGAUAAACCCCAAGUAACUACAUCUGGGAAAGGAAGAUCACAGAUCUUCUCAAAGUAGAAAGAGGUAGUAGGUAGUUCCAUAGGUCUGACACAAAAUCCAGGAAUAGAAGUCACAUAAUAUAAAAUGACAUGACUGAGAUCCACCACCACCACCACCACUUUAAAAAAAUCCAGCCUGAUUAAAAGUUCUGGAGAACUUGAAAGCUUGCCUGAUGUUUUGUGUCAUUUUGGAAGGUCCUAAUAAAAGAUACCUGCUUUUUUGCAACGGGUUGGAUAUCACAGAUCUGGUGAUCUCCACAGCAGUAUGUCAUUUGGGAUGUGUGCUGAAGUAAAUUAGAACUACUGCCACUGAUCAAAAUUAUAUUCCUUCUGUAUUUAUGGUAUGCUGUGUACUUGGACUGCGCUGGUUGAGGGGCUGCAUUCAGGAUUACCCUUGUUUGAAUUUGUAUUCAUCAACUGCCUUGAUUUUUUCUUUUGAAAAAGUACAGUGGGAUAUAAACAAAACAAUUAUUUCCAGUGCUUAAUCUAGAUAAGGAUCGGUACUUUGAGUCAGGACCAAGUAAUUUAAUAGCUAGUGUAAAGUAUUGUGAAGCAGAAGGUACUGUUGUGGGUGAAGCAACUGAAGCAAGCAAACAUGUAUUUCUAACUGCAAAAUACAAAAAUGAUGGUGAUCCAGA